AUGAUAGCAGGAACUGAAAACUUUGAUAUCGAUGACUAUCAAUCACUCGUGCACAAAGAACAGUCUGGCAUAUUUAAAAGGUUACAGAAGUUUUUAUUAGUUCAUUUUAUUGAAAUCUUUGAGCCUGAGCUCAAUGCUCAAAUCUCUUAUAGGAAGCAAAUAACUCUCGAGAUGAUUUCAACAAUAAUUAUUACCAUUCAGGUAAUAUCGCUUUUUUGGUAUCCUGGCAUGCCACUCCGUCAUUGGAGCUCAUAUUCAAUGUUUUGAGAUUUUCUCACACUCCCCCCCCUUUAAAUUGAAACAAAAUAUCGGUAAAAAUUCCACUUUUUUGGUAAAUUAACCCCCCUUUAAAUUGGAACAAAAUUUAAUUUUAUAAUAAAAAAUUAUAUAUAAUUUUUAUCUAAAAAGUUUUGAUAUAAGUUAAAUGUUUCUUCUUAACUAAAAUUAAAAAUUUAUUUAUAUCUUGCUCUUUUUUAAAGAAAAAAGUAUAAAGAGCAUCUUAUUUAAAUAAAUUUAUUAUCCUUAAUUGGUAAAUUUUAAAAAAAAUUCAUUUUUUUUUAAAAAUUUUCAAAAAAAUUUUUGUUUUUUUUGAUAAAAAUGUUAUUUUUCUAUUUGCAUAGACUUACAAAGUAUGGCUUUCUUAAAGAAAACUUUGAAGCGUAUAUACAAAGGUUAA
Blepharisma stoltei is the source of this 676-nucleotide messenger RNA. NCBI's taxonomy places the organism in Eukaryota, Ciliophora, Heterotrichea, Heterotrichida, Blepharismidae. The record is from the annotation of a GenBank genome assembly.